Molecule: messenger RNA, 332 nt
Organism: Cyprinus carpio (common carp)
Lineage: Eukaryota; Metazoa; Chordata; Actinopteri; Cypriniformes; Cyprinidae
Product: dual specificity protein phosphatase CDC14AB-like
Exons: 4
Coding region: 75-332 (85 amino acids)
Source: RefSeq, a predicted model, not a curated record
CUGAGGCAGGAAAAACGGCUCGAGUAAAGCGGCAGUGGCUGGGAUCCUCUCUGGAGUGGAAGAUAUUUCCAUUAAUGGUACAAACAAGAACAUUUCACAGAGGAAAAACUCCUUCUGAAAUGCACACUGAGGAAGAGGAAGAGGAGUGCGGAGGACUCACACAAGGUGAUAAACUAAGAGCGCUGAAGAGUACGAGGCAGUCCAGAGCAUCCACAGGCUCAAUAUCGUUAGAAGAAAAUGCAAUACACUCCAAAUCAACAUCAAGAGCGUUAAGCUCAGACAAAAGGAAAAGAACUCGGGCUUCCCCCCUCGGAUCCAUCAGGACCCAGUAG